UAUCAUUCUUAGAUGUCGAGUUUACCAUUUAGUCAAGUAUUUAUGCCCGAUUUAGGAUUAUACCGCAGCUAUUUCUUAUGGCGGUUAAAGAACGUUUCCAUUAUUAUUAAUCACAAAUUCCGUAUUCCUUUUUCCACACUUUUUUUUUUUUUUGAAUAAAAAAAAGAAUUGAAAUCGGUUAGGCUUGGCGAGCAGCUUCUUUGCGAUACUCGUAUAAUUUUUGUUUUAUACAAGAUUAAUUAAUUAAAGGGAGAGUUGCUACGUUCAAGAAACAGAUAGAUGCUUUAGGGAGUGAGAGUCCUAGUGCGAAGGAUAUAUGGAAGAAGACGUUACAAAGCACAACGUAGGUUCACCUGCAACUUCACAGCAAACUGUUUCUGAUGAUGAUGAAAUAGACUACUCCAUGAAGCCAGAAUUCUAUGAUCCAGAUCUCGAUGAUAAGGAUGAAUCAUGGAUGCAUAAAAGAAGAGGAGGGCGUACUUCUGAUGCUGUGCUUAGUUGCCCAGCUUGUUUUACCAGUCUUUGUUUUGAGUGCCAAAGAUUUUGUAGGCAUGAGAAGUACGUGACCCAAUAUCGAGCAAUUUUUGUUGUUAAUUGCAAGAUUGGAACUGGAAAAAUAAGACAGAACAAUGUUAAGUCAGGAAGGGGCAAAAGGAGGAGAGAAUCUGGGGAGGAUGGAACAGAUGCUGGUGGUGGUGAGACAUUCAAGCCAGUCAACUGUGCGAUCUGCUCAACAGAGGUUGGCGUAAUGGGCACUGAUGAGGUUUAUCAUUUCUUCAAUGUUAUCCCAAGUGAGUCUUGACAUUUUCGGUCAUUUUCAUAUUGGGAUGAGCUGAUUAUCUCAAGUUUCUACUAUGAUAAAAAAAACCUUCUACUGAAUGUUUAUGUUCCCUGAACUCCUUGAAUGAAUGUGAUGUUUGUUGUUGUAAAUCUAAUGUCUCCUCUUUGGGACUUCUCUCUA
This is a messenger RNA of Carica papaya (papaya), 961 nucleotides long. NCBI's taxonomy places the organism in Eukaryota, Viridiplantae, Streptophyta, Magnoliopsida, Brassicales, Caricaceae. The record is from RefSeq and is a predicted model, not a curated record.